AAAAAAACCUGCGAGUGGGCCUGGCGGAUGGGAUUAUUAAAGCUUCGCCGGAGCCGCGGCUCGCCCUCCCACUCCGCCAGCCUCCGGGAGAGGAGCCGCGCCCGGCCGGCCCGGCCCCCAGCCCCAUGGACCUCCGAGCAGGGGACUCGUGGGGGAUGCUAGCUUGCCUGUGUACUGUCCUCUGGCACCUCCCUGCAGUGCCAGCCCUCAAUCGCACAGGGGACCCAGGGCCUGGCCCCUCCAUCCAGAAAACCUACGACCUCACCCGCUACCUGGAGCACCAACUCCGCAGCUUGGCUGGGACCUACCUGAACUACCUGGGCCCCCCUUUCAACGAGCCUGACUUCAACCCACCUCGGCUGGGGGCAGAGACCCUGCCCAGGGCCACCGUCAACCUGGAUGUGUGGCGAAGCCUCAACGACAAACUGCGGCUGACCCAGAACUAUGAGGCCUACAGCCACCUGCUGUGCUACUUGCGAGGCCUCAACCGCCAGGCGGCCACGGCCGAGCUGCGCCGCAGCCUGGCCCACUUCUGCACCAGCCUCCAGGGCCUGCUGGGCAGCAUCGCGGGGGUCAUGGCGGCUCUGGGCUACCCGCUGCCCCAGCCUCUGCCCGGCACUGAGCCCACCUGGGCCCCUGGCCCUGCCCACAGCGACUUCCUCCAGAAGAUGGACGACUUCUGGCUGCUGAAGGAGCUGCAGACCUGGCUGUGGCGCUCAGCCAAGGACUUCAACCGGCUCAAGAAGAAGAUGCAGCCUCCCGCGGCUGCAGUCACCCUGCACCUGGAGGCCCGUGGCUUCUGAUCUCUGACCUGCGCCACCUCCCCACUCCCCUGCUCCUUCAAACCCUGCGCCCGCUCGGGGAGGGAGAAACCUGUACGCCAACACUCGUUGAGCCAGGAGACAGAAGCCAUGAGCCUCUGGCCCUCUCCGGACUUGAAAGAGGGUGUGAUGCAAUAAGACCUGUCCCCUCCCUGCUUCCCAAAGUUGUGCAGGUCUGGGGAAGAGGUGCAAUAGGCCCUGUCCCAUCGCCACAGGAAGGAAUGCUCACGGGAGCCCCAAGGGGCUCAAGUUGGUGCAAAGGCUCUCACAGCUUCCUGUGUCCUGCCCAGCACUGGCCAGUGCCCCACUGCCCCUCCAAUGGCACUUCCAGGAAGCGUGCCUGUAGGGCAGGGAGGGGGGCCACCGCAGCACGUGCCUUUCUGGGGUGAAGCCCUUCAGCUGGCCCGCUCUUCUUCGAUGGGUGUUGCUCCCCUGUCCCCAAAUAACUCAGUACAUCCGAUUCAGGAAACAUACACAGUGGCAAGUCCGAACAGGAAAAAAUGGGAUUUAAGAGUGGAACAGGAAGGCUCUGCAUUGGAGGUGGUACUGAAAGCAUAGGGCCAGGCACAGACCGGACCCAGGGGUCACCAAGGCAGUCGGUGGCACAGGAUGGCAGCCAAAAGGACCUUGCCUUGCAUCUUGUCGCCGGCAUCACGGCGCCUCCUCCCCACCCCGUUUCCAGGCUGGCUGUGGAUUGCCCAGGCUGGGGAGGGCAACCGUAGCCACAGCCACAGGGUUCCCUGAAAGUUUACAUUGCAGUAGCAUUGCGGGUGCGGGGGGCAGCUCCCCCCCAGGCCCUGCCCCCCAGCCUCACCCACUCAUGACUCUUAAGUUUGUUGUAUUAAUAUUUAUUUAUUUGGAGAUGUUAUUUAUUAGAUGAUAUUUAUUGCAGAAUUUCUAUUCUUGUAUUAACAAAUAAAAUGCUUGCCCCAGGACUUCAUCUCUUUGCUUGGCCUUGCCCCUCCU
Messenger RNA from Callorhinus ursinus (northern fur seal), 1787 nucleotides. RefSeq names its product cardiotrophin like cytokine factor 1 (gene CLCF1). The record is from RefSeq and is a predicted model, not a curated record. Gene Ontology annotation, biological process: cell surface receptor signaling pathway via JAK-STAT; positive regulation of B cell proliferation; positive regulation of tyrosine phosphorylation of STAT protein. Gene Ontology annotation, molecular function: cytokine activity. Gene Ontology annotation, cellular component: CRLF-CLCF1 complex; extracellular region; CNTFR-CLCF1 complex. Lineage: Eukaryota; Metazoa; Chordata; Mammalia; Carnivora; Otariidae.